AUGCGCAUAAGUCAAGGGGGUUCAAGGUGUCACACUUACUCUUACCUAAUGCACCACAUUGCUCCCUCACUUGCAUUAACCGCCAGACCAAUAUCCAAUGCCCAAAAUCGAUCUUUACGAGCUAUUGUAAGCCAAUUUGACUUCUUUGUGUUCGCUUUUUGGUAG
Messenger RNA from Trichobilharzia regenti, 165 nucleotides. The record is from the annotation of a GenBank genome assembly. Lineage: Eukaryota; Metazoa; Platyhelminthes; Trematoda; Strigeidida; Schistosomatidae.